GAGCACCUCCAGGGAUGGGGCAUCCAUAACUCUGGGAAGCCUCUUCCAGUGUCUCACCACCCUCACUGUGAAGAAUUCAUAGUAUCCAAUAUAAACCUGCCCUCUUUCCAUUUGAAGGCUUUCUGCCUUGUCACUACGUGUCUUGUAAAAAGUCCCUCUCCAGCUUUCUUUUAGCCCUACCCCCCUUUAGGUAAUGGAAGGUGCUCUAAGGUCUCUCAGGAGCCUUCUCCAGGCUGAAGAAGCCUGACUCUUUCAGCCCAUGUUCAUUAGAAAGGUCCUCCAGCCCAGCUCUGAUUGUGUUUGUUAGCCCUCCUCUGGACUCAUUCCAAUAGGUCCACAUUUUUUUAUGUUGGGGGUCUCAGAGCUGGAUGCAGCACUGCAGGUAGGCUCUCCUGAGAGAGGAGUAGAGGGACAGAAUCACUUCCCUCAACCUGCUAGCCACACUUCUUUUGAUGCAGCCCAGGAUGUGAUUGGAUUUCUGGGCUGCAGGUGCACAUUGCCAGGUCAUGUUGAGCUUCUCAUCAACCAACACCCCCAAGUUGUUCUUCUCAGGGCUGUUCCUGAUCCAUUCUCUGCCCAGUCUGUGUUUAUGCUUGGGAUUGCCCCAACCCAGGUGCAGCCCAUUGCACUCGGUGGUGUUGAACUUCAUGAGGUUUGCACAGGCCCAUCUCAAGCCUGUCAAACAGAUCUCCUGUUUCCUUGCAGAUAGGACUCACAUUUUCCUUAGUCUUCCUUUUAUCAGUGAUGUACCUAAAGAAGCCUUUUUUGUUGCCUUUGAUGUCCCUGGCCAGAUUUAAUUCUCCCAGGGCAUGUUAGCUUUCCUAACAUGAUCCCUGGUUGCUCAGACAAUCUCUAUUCCUCCCAGGCUACAUGUUCUUGCUUCCACCCUCUUCAGGCUUCCUUUCUGUGUUUCAGUUUGUCCAGUCCUUGUUCCUCUGUACUGGUAUACCAUGGCCUCUGAAGGCUGUCCCUUUCCAUCCAGCAAAGGGUGGCAGAAAGACUGAAUCAGCUCUUGAAGUGCUACAGUGUCCCGGACAGGCAUGUUAAUAUAAUAAAGAACUUAAUAACCAAUGGCUGUUGUGACCUGGUGAUGACCUAAGCUGCUCUCACAUGGUCCAUGCAUCAGUACCCCAGUUUGCACAUAAUAGCUUGAUUUAGAUGGUGCACCAGUAUGGCUACACAGUUUCCAGUCGGUUUUUGGAGUGGGAAAAGGUUACUUAGGCCCUUCUGUAUGAGGACUAUGCCUUUCUCUCUCUCAUGUGAAAGGAAACUUGCUUAUUCUCCCUUUUCCUAGAGAAAACACUUUCACUGCAUUUAUAGUGUUUGCCCUUUCCUUUUGAACUCUGGUCAUUUAUGUUUAUGUUUUCAUUUCUGCUCCCCCAGUGUUGAGUCCUACCUUUUCUACGGACUUUCCCUGAAUGGCUCUAUUUCUCCAUUAUAUUCUGUUUCUGGCCUUAAAGUUAUUUGCCUGUGUUUACAGGGAGAGUAGAUAUGUAUGUAAAUGGAGUUGUCUUUGCCAUGAUAAUAUGAUCUUCAAAGGCUUGGACUACAGUCACUUUGCUGCAUUCUUUACAUAAAAUGUUUGUCUUGGUGAGUUGCUGCCAACAGAGUGCUGCAAGGGCCUAGUCCUGCUAAUUGCCUUCUGCUUCCACUGAACUGAUGGGGCUUGUAUGCAUAAAAAAUGAACUUUGAAAUUAGAGUUGCAUGGUCCUUAUACAGUUACGUUCAUGUUCUACCAUUUUGCCCUUUCUUUACUGAGGUAAUCUGGAAGUUAUCAUUGGCUCUUAACUUUUCAUGACCGUUUGGUGCGUGUUAAAAUACAGGAGUCCAUAGCAGCGGAGGAGGGUAGCUAGGUUCCAGUCCAACAGGGAAACAUUUAUGAAGGUAGUCCACAGGGAGUCCUGAGUAUUAGGCAUCACUACCUCUUAUUGUAUCUGAUUUUGUCUUUGCCGUCAAAGCUGGUCAGCGUGUGCUGUGCUGUGGGCUAACAAAAUACAAGCUGUUGUGGGAAAGAAGGCUGCACACCCCAGGCUUAGGGAGAGGUUUGCUGGGAGAGAGGAUAUGUAAAGUCAAGAGCAAAGCAGGAAGAGAGUGCAUCACACAUGUCAUCAGCUUGUACUGCAAGCCCCACCACAGCACAAAAUUCUCAGUGGAGUGGACGUACACAUCAAAAGAGAUCUGAAAAAUGAUAAAGAAGUGAACACACAGAUGAUUCUAUUGCAGCUUUCUCUAGCCCCUCAGUCUAAAACCUUUUCUGUGUUCUGAUUCUUUCCUGAUCUUGGGACUGUGGAAGAUGGAAAGGAACCUCCCACUACUGCCCUUAGCUCCUGUCCUGGUUUUCCAGUAAGAGGUCGCAUAUUCGGGGUUGCCCAGGCUGCUAGCCCACAGGUUGCUUGCUUAUAGCACAACCCCUCAAACCUUACCUGGAGAAACUGGGAGGAGGGAACAGUGGCAUGAGAUGGAUGGAGACAGAGGAUUCACAAGAUUUUUUUGUAGCUAUCAGAGCUACAGUCUUAAAAAUAUAGCAGCUUUUCAUCAGAGGGUAUUAAUUGGUAUAGUCACAAGUGGUACUCUAUAUUUGGCCUGAAAAUUAAGAGUGAAACCGUUUCUAUCUGUUGAAGUAUAAACUGCUGUGACUGAGGGGGGUGUUCUCAAAAUCCCACUUCCCAGAAUCAGCUGGCCCCAGUUUUUUGCUGCUCAAAUGCAUGUGGACUACUGUGGUUUAUCCAGGCCUCAAAUUAGUUUAGCUGUUUAAGGUAAAACCCAGAGUUGUGCAACUAUUUAGAAGCUAUAGUGAAAGAGCACUAAAGUCCUAUCAAAAGAUGUUUUAAAAAAAAAAACCCAAAAUUUUGUGAAGAUGCCUGCCAUGCAGAUAUGUAAAUUUAGCAUUUACAUUGUUGUGGGGUGUUCAGACAUGGCUCUGAAACAGUUGCAUGUUUUACUCAAGUCAAGAAUGCUGCAGCCAACUGGAAGAAUGGAGAGGAUUUCAGUAAGGGGAGAGUGUGUUAAUUAUCCACACAAGAUGUUCACAUUCAGUGCUGUGUUUCAUGUGUUUUCAUAUCCGCUGAAGCAAAGCAAGGAAAGUGUCGUGCUAGGGCAGUGUGCAUGCAUGGCUUAGAGCUGAAUAGAUGUAAAUGGUUAAAAAGGGGUUCUCUGCUAGAGAGGAGGAGGGGAAAGUAAGUGUGCAUUCCCAAAAAAGUACAUUCCCAAAAUAAAAAGCUUACAUCAUGGACCUCUUCAGUUUUCCCACACUUCUUCCCUAAUUAUUGUCCUGCAGGACAGCUGAUCUAUUUCAAACAGGAAGCUGUUUACAGAUAACACUUGCAACUGUUUUGUCUGAUUUGUUGAACUGUCGAAAAGCAAAAGACAACCUCUUUUCAAAUUAAAAACUGUCAGACUUCUGUAAACAGCAGCAAUGAGGUUCAUCUGUGCAGUGUCCCUGCAGGCACAGAGCAUUGUGCAGUUCCCAUUCUCUCAGCAGCCAUAAGGAGUCAGUGACCUGUAAGGGCUCAUUAUGAAGAGAGAUCUGGUUUUCUUGGUGACUCUAAUUAGCCUUGCCUUCCUGUCACUGCUAAGAUCUGGAUAUCCUCAACACAUUGCAGAGGAGUCCUGCUCUGUUCAGAUUCUUGUUCCAGGCCUCAAAGGGGAGGCUGGAGAAAAGGGGGAGAAAGGUGCUCCAGGUCGUCCAGGAAGAGUUGGGCCUCCAGGAGAAAAAGGAGAAAUGGGGGACAAAGGACAGAAAGGCAGCAUAGGACGGCAUGGAAAAAUUGGUCCUAUUGGUUCAAAAGGUGAAAAAGGAGAUAAUGGUGACAUAGGACCACCAGGUCCUAAUGGUGAUCCAGGCAUCCCUUGUGAGUGCAGUCAGCUAAGGAAGGCUAUUGGAGAAAUGGAUAUUCAAGUAGCCCAGCUGACGACAGAACUAAAAUUCAUAAAAAAUGCACUGCCCUCCCCCGCAGCUGUCGCCGGCGUGCGUGAGACAGAUAAUAAGAUCUAUCUGCUGGUGAAGGAGGAGAAGAGGUACAAGGAAGCCCAGCUGUACUGCCACGGAAGAGGAGGGACGCUGAGCAUGCCCAAGGAUGAGACUGCCAACAACCUGAUUGCCUCGUACAUCAACCAAGCUGGGCUCACCAGGGUCUUCAUUGGGAUUAACGACCUGGAGAAAGAGGGGAAUUUUGUCUAUUCUGACCGGUCACCCAUGCAGACCUUCAACAAAUGGCGCAGUGGGGAGCCCAACAAUGCUUACGACGAGGAGGACUGUGUGGAGAUGGUAGCAUCCGGAGGCUGGAAUGAUGUAGCUUGUCACAUUACCAUGUAUUUUGUAUGCGAAUUUGACAAAGAAAAUGUCUAAGCUACUCUGCUCUUUAUUUUAAGAAAAAUGUUUAAGACAAUUGUACAAGUUACUCCAUGUUUGUAGAGUACAAGUGGAAUUUUGCAAGCAUGCGGCAUCGGUGUUGUACAGCUGUAAAUACAGUUUAGGUAUUUCAAGUAUCAGUGUUUACCCUUCAGAAGGGAAGAGCAGUAAUAAGACAUAGCUUGGUUGGGGUUUUUUAAUGUAGGAAAAUAUAUCUAUUUAGAUAAAAAUGCGCUUUGGGGCUAAAUUUUGCCCUUACAACAGUUAACAAAUGUGAUUACAUGACUGUAAGGGAAGACAGAAUUUGGCCUCUUGUUGUUAGAAUGAUUAGAAUUAGAUUCCUGAUAUUCUUUUAGCUUAGUAAAAUUUGUAGUUAUAAAUGCUAAUUACUUGUAGUGCUACAGGGAUAUUUUGGCAACAAGAGAAAUAUUUUGCAUACUCCAGUUAAUAAGUACAAAUAUUACUGUAGGUUUUUUGAAUGUUACACCUUUUUUAAAAAAAAUACAAACAGGCCAAAGCAAACCAACAAAUCAGGAUGCCUACCAAUUUUGUAAUGUUUCUUUAUUAAACUGUUCACAGAUGUAUGAACAAAAAGCAUUAAAGUAAACUGAUUUUUAAUGGUGAGGGAGGCCAAAGUCGAGUGAAAGGUGUCCCUGCCCAUGGCAGGGGGUUGGAACUAAGUAAUCUUUAAGGUCUCUUCCGACCCAAACUACUCUAUGAUUCCAUGAUUCUAUGAUAGGAAAUUUCUCAUAUUUUAGUACAUAAAGAGAGUUUCCAUCCAGAUAGUGUUUUGGGGUUGGCUAGAAGUAAAAGUAAGAAUUCGAUUUUCUGCAUUCCUUAGUUGAAAAUGAUUCAGUGCAUGAAGUAUUUCAGACCGCAAAUAAUUCCCUAAAGUAAACGUUUCACAUUUUUAUAAGAUAAUCUUAGUGCAUCUUGUUACAAAACAAGCAAAAUACCAGCCCUCCACAAUUUAAGGCAGACUUCAUAUAUAUGCAAUUAAGCUCGUGAAAACAUGUUAGCUAUCAGUUCCUUUUGAUAAGAAAACAGCUUACAUGUUUUGCACAGAUUGUAAUCCCCUGAAAAGCAGGAAAGUUUCUGAAAUUUUUCUGAUUAUGUAUAUAGCAGUAAUAAAUAACUUUGCACAAAUAA
Molecule: messenger RNA, 5500 nt
Organism: Corvus hawaiiensis (hawaiian crow)
Lineage: Eukaryota; Metazoa; Chordata; Aves; Passeriformes; Corvidae
Gene: COLEC11
Product: collectin subfamily member 11
Exons: 7
Coding region: 3515-4348 (277 amino acids)
Source: RefSeq, a predicted model, not a curated record